AUCGCAGCAGUCGACUAAGCCUCGACACGGUUAGACUCAGUGGAAAUGGAGGAACGGAGAUUAAAGGACAAGGGACCAGCAGGGGAACUGAUGGAGGUCAAAGUCGACGUGCCAACUGGGGAUCCGAAUUCCACCCACAGCGACGCGAGGCCUCCGCGUCACGACAGGGAUCCCAAAGGAGUCAACAAGAGUCUUAAGGUCACUUUCGAGGAUGUGAUUGCAGAGCCUCCCUCUGUGCGGAGCUUUGAUAAAGUGUGGGUGUGGAGUCACGCCCUGUUCGAGGUGUCCAGACUGUGGUGCUACCGCCUCGUCUCCCUCCUCCUGGCCGUGCCCGUCUCUCUGGCAGCAGGGCUCCUCUUCGCCGUGCUCAGCUGCCUUCACAUCUGGUUGAUCAUGCCCUGUGUGCAGCUCCUUCUUAUCAACAUGCACUGGGUCCAGACUGUGUGGAGCAGCAUAUUGAACAUUCUCAUCACCCCCUUCUUUACCAGUAUUGGAAAGUGCUGUGGCGGAGUCGUCAUCCGUCUGGCAAAAGAGGACCCCAGAUAG
Messenger RNA from Acanthopagrus latus (yellowfin seabream), 546 nucleotides. Its product is annotated as caveolin-2-like. Gene Ontology annotation, cellular component: caveola. The coding region runs from base 46 to 546 and encodes 166 amino acids. Lineage: Eukaryota; Metazoa; Chordata; Actinopteri; Spariformes; Sparidae. Gene Ontology annotation, biological process: caveola assembly. The transcript has 3 exons. Gene Ontology annotation, molecular function: molecular adaptor activity. The record is from RefSeq and is a predicted model, not a curated record.